Aspergillus calidoustus is the source of this 3450-nucleotide messenger RNA. The record is from the annotation of a GenBank genome assembly. Lineage: Eukaryota; Fungi; Ascomycota; Eurotiomycetes; Eurotiales; Aspergillaceae.
AUGACGAUGGAAACGGUCCGCCAAAAAUGUCGGCCGAAGCAUCAGAUCCUGGUCCUGAAAUGCUAUCCGCAAUACCAAAAGGGGGUUCAGGAAGUCAAGCCGAACCCCAGCGAACUGUCCUAUCUCCUAUACUAUGUGAGCACGCGCCGCAGCAAACUGCCCAAGGUUAGCGCGUUCCUGGAGAAAAGAGCCGCCCGAGAUGUCUGGCGCCGCAAGAUAGGAAACGUCCAAGUCACGCUUCAGAUCCUCAGCGCGCUCAUCGAGAAAGUCCCUCGCGAUCUUCCAAUAUUUGCACGAUCAGUCCUCACCGUCAUCGAAACCGUGUUACGUUCGCGCGAUAUUUCCAUGGUCGAAGAUUCGAUUGCGACUUUUGAGACAUUCUGUCGCCACCAGGACAUGGCAGCCCUUUCCGCCGAACAGGACUUUGCGAAUCAGUACCAAGAGGUCGUCCGGAUAUAUGCGGGAUUUGCCCAUGGAGAUCAGGAAUUGCAGACGAAGAUUGCAUCUAGCCCUCCACAGGCGAUCCGCUGGAAGAACGCGGGGCUGCGAGCUAUAAAGGGCGUGGUGAGCUCUGAAGCUGGCUUGGCAGCAGAUGGCGGGGUUUCGCUAAGGAUAAUACUACCUGUUAUUCUGGAGAACUUGUAUAAUGGCGAUGACACGUUGAUUGCGUCUCUUGAGCAGAAACUCCAUGAAGCCGAGCGACACCAGGUAGAUCCAGGGGUGCGACGGAGGUACAGCGCCAUUACCGUGCAGACCGUCGAUACUGCAGAAGGAGACCCGGCGCUCGCGGCUCAAAACAUCGACGAUGUCGACAGGCAAGCCGAGUUGGAUAUGCGGCUUCUUGCUCUCCGAUGUCUCGAGCAGAUAAUCGUCAAUGGCAGCAGUCGAGGCCAAAUUCGUGUGACAACAAGAGUCGUGCUAGAAUUCAUUCUACGAAAGGGACAGUCAAACAACAAUCACCUGACGCUCGACACUGACGAGGAUAAUUGGGCCACAUCAAUGAUUGGACUCAUCGCCAAAUGGUGUCCCGUUCAAGCUCGCUUUCUCAUCUCAACUGCGGCUAUGGAAGUUUUGUUCGAUAUCAUCCCCACGGAAGGGUCUCUCGACAGCGCAUUCACGGUCAUCUAUAUGAUUGAUUGGUUGCUGAAAUCUCCGGUAAAUAUGAUCGGACUUAGUGUGAUCGACGUUCUGCUAGGUCUGAUGCGCUACAUGUCAAUUGUGGUCGCACCCAGAUCUGAGAGAACGACGGACGAGCCGUCCAGCGAGAAAGAAGACGCUCGCCAUGACGACCGGGGAGACCUUUCUUUGAAAAAGAAGGAGUUGCUUUCACUUCUUCAAAAGUGCAUCGGGGAUAUUACAACUCAUAUCUACUACGGCGACCAAGUCGUCGAUAUGAUCAGGGCAAUAUUGACUCGGAUCAUGCCAGCGAGUAAUCAGGAUUAUAACUCGUCCUCUGCGGCUCCAGAUCAGUUAGAUGGGAUUCCUCAGGACCUUCAUACAUCGUCAUAUACCCUGAUUAGUGUCAAAGUUUGCGCUCUCAAGGCUAUCAAAAAUAUUCUCCUGGUAGCUAACUCGCAGCGGCCCUCCGCAUCAGCCGGGGUCGAAUCCCGGAACCCGGUUGGGAUUCACGUUUGGGAGGGAACCCAUUAUUUGCUCCAAGACCCUGAGAAGGAGGUCAGAUACGCCUAUGUCGAUGCAAUCCUGUACUGGCUGAAGCUGGAGACGACAAAGAAUGAUCUUCGGAUUAAGGACCGGUCAACAAGAGCUGCUAUCGUAUCACCAAGACGCGAUCUUUCGGAUGCCUCUGAGAGAGCCUCGAAGCGAGCAACCGGUGCUCAUCAAAGAGAAAAGGCUGUCGUAGUCGCUCAGUCCAACUUCCUCCGCAUGCUCCACCUGACUAUUUACGAAAACGCCCUUCAACGCCCGGAGGAAGAAGUUGAGAUCCGCGUACUACAUCUUCUUCUUGCCGGUCUCGUGCAAAAUCUCGGCAUAAAUGCUGCUAGAUUUGGACUUCCAAUGAUUCUAAGGCUUCAAGACGAUAUCCUAGCUGCGGACAGCUUACGGUCGCCCGUAGCAAUGGUGAAUAUCGGGAGCUUGGUGUAUGGUUACCUCUGGGCCUUGCUCGAGACCUUUGACUUGGACACCUACAGAGUCGGAAAGGAAAUCUUUGCGGAGAUAGAGAAGCGGAAAAAUCGAGGUCUCUGGCUCGAUGGUAUUAGCUCUUCCCUGUCCAGUCUCGAUAGCAUCAUUCAGGACAGCGACCGACAUACAGUCGGACAUAACAUUAGGGACACUGAUAAGAUGAGUCCGUUCAAAAACGGUGUUGAGGAGCUUGUGCGCCGGAUUGAGGAGUCUUACAAUGAUGCCAUGACCACACAGAGCCCUCCAGGUUCUCCGGGGCGCAAUCUCGGAAAGCCAGUUAUCGGACAUGCGGCUUCCACGAGUCAACAACGAGGGGAUCUCCUCCCGUCGCUAGUCAGGGAGCAGAUGCUAUCCCCAUGGUCCAAGCAGAGCACACUGGAAGCCGCCGAGCGAGAGAAAUCGGCGGCUCGCUCUAUCAACGGCUCAAGGACAGGAUCAAUGCCGAUACGCGGCCAACCCUACAUCAACGGUACCAAUGGCAGCUCUGUUUCAACGCAUACACCGUCAACAGCUCAUGGCGCAACAGGAGGCAUCCGACGCAUGAGCAUGCCGGACAAGCCUGGGACUCCAAACCCCAGCUCAAGCCGAGACUCGCCAAUUCAUGUGAACGAGCUGAGACGUGUGUUGUCUGUGAAUACUCCAGACAGAGACCGACGAUUGAGCCCAUUGCGCGGUCGACUUGAUGCCUCGAAUCGCAGCAUCAUAUCUUCUAGCAGCGAAAGCAUGGUCAGUGGUUUCUCUACAUCCGAGUUUGAAGGGGAUGGAGGGUCAAUCAGACCUCAAUCUACCAGAGAAGGACAAGAGACGCUAAAUGACGAGGGGAUGGAGACACCUAGGGCUCUGAUGAGCAACGGAGGUCAAUCUCAAAGCAUGUCUCGAGCGUCCUCUUAUACGAUCCCUCCAGUUCCGCCGAUCCCGAGCGAUUUGUCUAUUCCGGGAGGGUUCCCCAAUGAUUCUCAGCGCUCCUUGCCCUCAUCGGACCGUCCCGUUUCACGGAAACAGAACGGCGUCAAUGGAAAGGUCGCUAGUCACCAUGGCGAGAUCAAGUCGUUGAAGAAACAAAAGUCUCGCACCAGUAACGGGCAGGCAAAUGGUGUUGAUGUGCCUGGCGUAGCCAUCAACGGCAAAUCAGCAGAACCCCAGCCAUACGGUCUGCACGAGGUGGAAGACACCCCUCAGCGACGUGACGUGCAGAAGCUACUGGACAGCUUUCUGACCACAUCUGAGACGGAUCCGAGUCGCCCGAGAGCCACCUCCAGCUAUGGCAGACGCACUGUGACGGGAGGCAUCGGACGUCCUCCGUACUAG